Molecule: messenger RNA, 1611 nt
Organism: Tilletiopsis washingtonensis
Lineage: Eukaryota; Fungi; Basidiomycota; Exobasidiomycetes; Entylomatales
Exons: 4
Coding region: 1-1611 (536 amino acids)
Molecular function (GO): oxidoreductase activity
Source: RefSeq, a predicted model, not a curated record
AUGACGCCGCCGAUCCCGCGUCCGUGGACCAAGGACCCGCUGGCUGCGCCGGGAGACACGCAUGUGCGCUUCGGCAAGAUGCCGCUGCCGUCGCCGUCGGUGGUGCACUCGACGCCCGGCUUCUACGCCGACGCGGCCGAGGCAGCGCGCGAGCUGCUCGUUGCCUCGCACUUCUACCACAUCUUCUUCAAUCUCAAGGGCUUCCACAACCACCUGUCGCACCACGUGCUGGCGGCGCUCGCCAUGGGCGUGCCGGCGCACUUCUUUGCCGUCAUCUACGAGCACUCGCUCGCCACGACGCUCGACCCGAGCUUCAAGCUCAACCGCAAGCCCUCGACGUCGGAGUCCAAGCCGGAUCUGCAGCCCAUCACGGAGGACAACUGGACGGAGCGCCUCGGCCGCAUGGAGGCGUACUGGCCCUACGUCUCGUUCCUGACCGAUCAGCUGGAGCAGCACGGCAUCGGCGCGACGCUCGAGCGCUUCGUCUUUUCCGAGGAGGCCAACCGGCCGGGCGUCGAGAUGGCAGGCCGCUGGGUCGGCGGUCUGCUGCAUCCGCUGAUUCACUGCGGCUACGGCGCCGAGUUUGACCUGCUUCCGGUCGUCGCCGAGGGUCUUGCCAUGGCAGCCAUCACCGAGAACUACUCGUCGGCGAUGAUGCCCGGUGGCUGGGAUGCCAACUUCCCGAGCGAGCCCAGCGCCACGCCCUCGCCGGACCCGUCGCUCUCACUCUUCUCCAUCACGACACUCAUGGCGCUCGACGAUCGGCUGGCGCCCGGCACGGCGACGAAGCACAAGGGCCAGAACCUGCGCGAGACGGUGCUUGGCGAUGCCGGCAAGCUGAUCCUCGACGAGUACGCGGCGCGCUUCGUCAUCACGGCGCACGAUGUUGCGCCGCCCGACUUUGCCGGACGCGGCGGCUGGAACAAGAAGAUCAACGAGCUCGCCUGGUUCACCACUGCGCUGCUCGGUGCCACGUCGCGGCCCGGCUACAAGACGAAGAAGCACGACUUCCUGCUGGUCCACGUGCUGAACAGCACCAUCUUCCUCCCCGCGCUCUUCGCCGUCCUCACUCCGCUGUCCCGCGCGCGCCUGCUGCACGUCUUCACUCGCGCUGCACUCAUCUACUGGGUCGCACAGGGCCGCGCGCCACUGCACGUCGCAGGCACUCUGAACGCAACGAGCGACCGGCUCCCGCCCUCGGCGCCGUCGCAGGUGCAGCCUGAGGCCAAGGAGAUGCUCAACGACGUCGGCGGCGACCCGUGGGGCCCGCUGUACGACGUCGCAUCCUACCACCUCGACGAGCAUCUCGUCAAGGCCGUGCGCACGCUGUCAUGGCACUCGAGCCGCCUGCGCCACGUCGCCGCGGGCAGCCUGAAGCUCGACGACGAGGCGCAAAAGGCCCUCGAUGCCAAGGCAAAGGAAACUGGACGCCCGGCCAGCGAGCUGGGUGCGUGGCGGGACCUCGACCAGCUCGACGGCUCGGCCUUCGCUCGGACGGCGGUGCAGCUCUUCGAGAGCAUUGGCAUGGUGUUCGAAGGCGACAACAAGUGGUCCUACGGCGGCCCCGGCUUCGACGAGGAGUGGCCCGAGUCCGACAAGGUCGCUAAAUAA